AUGUAAUUUAAACAUAAUUUGAACAGAUUAUAUAUUUUGUAAUAUUUUCUUCACUUUUAUAUUUUAUAAUAUUUUCUUAUUCUUUUGUAUUUUAUAAUGUUGUUAGUUAUGUGAUUUUGUAUAGUUGUUAAACUGUAAUAUCCAAUGGAGAAACCCUUGAUCUUAGAUUUUGGUACCGUUUCAUUUAGAGUUGGCCGAGCUGGAGACAAGAACCCGUCGUUCUUUGUCCCCCCAGUCAUCGGGAAACCUCUGAUGAAGGAUUCUAAAGGCGAUUUAUGCGAGUUUACAGGAGGCUCAGGUCAAAACCCACUUGAAUACACGAUAUUCCCUUUAAAUCCAAGAGAUAAGCAUGACAAUGUUGUUCCCAUCUCAGCCAUAACCUACCGUCAAGAUGGUUUCGAAGUCAACCAAUCGUUGUUGGAACGUUUGUUGGACGGUUGUUUGGGAGUUAAAGGUAUGGACGAGAGUUUACAGGAGACUCCAGUGAUAGUAUCAGAGCCGUCAUUACAUAACCCGAAUUUCAGACAAGUCUUUAGUGAGUUAUUAUUUGAGACUUUUAAGGUUGAGAAUGUGUUUCUCUGUAAAAGGUCAGCCCUAUCUUGCUAUGCAAGUGCCUGUACUAGUGGUGUAGUGGUUGACGUUGGCGGUUCCUGCUCUAAUAUCGCACCAGUACUUGAGGGGUAUACUCUCCAGGACUACGUCAAAGAGGAACCUACAGGAGGAAAUCUCAUGGAUCGCAUAUUUUAUUCAUACCUUUCGUCAACAGGUAUCACAGUUCGACCCUCAUACGAAUACUCUAAACCCCCCAAAACGGAAAAUAGUACCAACGGUGUGGGUAAUUCCACGGACGCCGAUACCACAGUGGUAAAGGGAUUUACAGGUAAAAAGCCUGUAAAACGUGAAGAUUCAAAGGUUGUCAUCAGGAAAUUACCGUUUGUACAUGACGACUACUAUCAUUGGUCAGCUUUAUACGCGACUUCAGUGUUAAAGGAGACUUGCAUAGUGUUAAAUCAGGAAAUUAACAUUAACACUAGUGGCAGAGACGCAUACUGUUAUGCACUUCCAGACGGUAAUUAUUUAGAUGUUGAAAAUAGUAAACAACUUUGUGGUAUUUACUGUAGUACACUCUUUUCCAAACCUGAGUACCUACACCACACACAUAACAGGACUAAAAUCACCAACUUAGUCUCCGUAGAUAUGGACUCAGUAUAUAGCAGAAAGGGAUUAUCAAGACUGUUGACCGAAUGCUAUGGUGACUUGUUGAAUUCGGAGGUGAGUAGAGUGGUUUUGGACCAGUUGGUGGUUACUGGCGGUUGUACAAGGCAUCCAGCUGUGGUACCAAUAUUGGAAAGGGAUGUAGAGGAAUACGUGAGGAAGAAGAAGCUAGAGGGUGGUUUACGUAUUGUGGCUGUGGGAGGCAAUGAGCAACAGUUUAGCAGUUAUAUAGGUGCCUCAAUCCUCUCCUCACUGGGUGCAUUCACCAGUUUCUGUGUUAACUUGGCAGAUGUCCAGGAACUCGGAUUACAAAGAGCACUUCAAAGGAGGUGCCCGUAA
Molecule: messenger RNA, 1554 nt
Organism: Theileria parva strain Muguga
Lineage: Eukaryota; Apicomplexa; Aconoidasida; Piroplasmida; Theileriidae
Gene: ARP4
Product: Actin family protein
Exons: 2
Coding region: 145-1554 (469 amino acids)
Biological process (GO): regulation of transcription by RNA polymerase II
Cellular component (GO): SWI/SNF complex; NuA4 histone acetyltransferase complex
Molecular function (GO): chromatin binding
Source: RefSeq, a predicted model, not a curated record